Messenger RNA from Rhinocladiella mackenziei CBS 650.93, 399 nucleotides. RefSeq lists its product as uncharacterized. Gene Ontology annotation, cellular component: Golgi membrane. NCBI's taxonomy places the organism in Eukaryota, Fungi, Ascomycota, Eurotiomycetes, Chaetothyriales, Herpotrichiellaceae. The record is from RefSeq and is a predicted model, not a curated record. Gene Ontology annotation, biological process: vesicle-mediated transport. The coding region runs from base 1 to 399 and encodes 132 amino acids. The transcript is spliced from 6 exons.
AUGGACUUUUCUAACAUCUUUCGGCUAGUCAAUUUAGUCGUUGGUGGAAUUAUGGUCUUGGGAGGCAUCAGUCAAUUCUUUCCCAUUAAAUUACAGAGUAUCGUCAUCGGUGUCUACGUGAUUAUAUUUGGCUUGGCUGUCGCCGGUCUUGAAUUGCUUCCUCAAGUUCCGCCAUAUCUACCUCGAUACGCCAGCUUCCUCUUCUCAUUCCUCGGUCGCGGCAUCUUUUACAUCUUCGUGGGCUGCAUUAUUCUCCAGGGACAUGUGUUGCGAAUUAUCGCCGGCUCCAUCGUUGGCCUUGUUGGUGUAGGCUAUUGCUGCCUUGAAUUCGCCCCGUCGAUCGAACCUCCCUCCAAUAUGAGGGACGCUGAUGCCGGUUGGGGCGCUGAACAGGUUUAA